GGUGAACGAUGAAUUUUCUUCGCUCGUUUUUAUUUUGAACAUUUUGGGGCACUGUACAAUCACGUGACUAGCAGGGGCGUUUCAGGAUUUGCAUGCAGAGUAUUAUUGGGAAAACAGUGAGUCUUCAAUGCAGCAAUAACUUACUGCUAAUCAAAACUGCAAAAUGAGUUCCUCUGAGGGGAAGACCAUUACCGUUAUUGGCAGUGGGCUGAUUGGGCGCUCCUGGGCCAUGGUGUUUAUGAGUGGGGGCUACAGAGUGAAGAUCUAUGACAACCAGCCAGGCCAGGCUGCCAGGGCCAUCCAGGAGGUCAGGAAACAGCUUGAGGAUCUGCAGGAAGAGUGCAUGCUGAGGGGGGAUCGGAGUGCCUCAGAGCAGCUAGCCCUACUGAGCAGCCACGAUGACCUCUGCCAGGCACUAGAGGGAGCCUUCUUCAUCCAGGAGUGUGUGUUUGAGGAGAUCGAGGCCAAACGAAGUGUCUUCCAGGCGGUGGAGAGUCAUGUGGGAGAGGGCGUGAUCCUCAGUAGCUCCACCUCCUGCCUGUUGCCUAGCAAUGUCUUCUCCCAGGUCCAGAACCGGAAGCGCUGCAUCAUAUCUCACCCGGUGAACCCGCCCUACUACGUGCGUCUGGUGGAGCUGGUGCCACACCCAGAGACGUUGCCGGAGGUGAUGGACACCACCCAUGCCCUGAUGACUGCCGUGGGCCAGGCUCCCGUCAGGCUGAAGAAGGAGAUUGACGGCUUCGCCCUGAACCGUGUGCAGUACGCCAUCAUCGCUGAGUCCUGGAGGCUAGUCAAGGACGGUGUCAUCUCAGUCAAGGACAUUGACCUGGUGAUGUCAGAGGGGCUGGGAAUGCGUUACGCAUUUAUUGGUCCCAUGGAAACCAUGCACCUCAACGCAGCUGAAGGUCUGGAGGAUUAUCUCCAGCGCUACAGAGAGGGCAUGAAGAGGGUUCUGAACGCCUUUGGACCUGUUCCCGAAUUCUCUGGGGAGGCAGCCGAGUGCAUCAACAAAGAGAUGUGUGAGCUGAUCCCAGCUGACCAGCAGCACCUGUCUGCCAGGAGAGAGAGGAGGGACCAGCUUCUCAUGGGCCUGGCCAAGCUCAAGAAGUGACCCCAGGACUAUCACCACCACUGAUGAACAGGGUGGGAUGGGGUAUGGGACUCUGCUGUCCAUCACUCAGCCAAAGAGCAUGGUGAUAAGAAUGACCUGAUCUCUCAGUGGUGCUUACACUGGGGAUGUUACUGAAUACUGUAGCCCUGAGUCCUCAAACACAAUCAAUCAACUCAUCUGGGAUGUUACAGUAGCCCUCACACACAAUAAACCAAUCUAGGGAUUGAUUACCAUGUCAUCUCAGAAAUCUAACCACCACAUGUUUUAUGCAAUCAACAAGUUGAUCAGACAAGGGAAUUAAUGGUUUGGUCAUACCACAAUGGCUUCUUGAAUUAUGUAUACGAAAUGUUAAUGUGAAAACCUUAUGGGAGAUUUUUUUAUUAAAAUUGUGAAUUUCUCAAGAAUGUUAAUACAUUUGAAUUUUUCCUUCACAAUAACACAGAUGCACAACAAACAGUGUUCUGUACUAUAUCUGGUAUUUUCCUUAGGUCUCCCAAAAGAGCAGAAUCGCUAGAUUGAUCUUCAGUCACCAUAACUUCAUGCCUACUUUGUUGUGGUAAUCUUGAUUUUACAGAGGAAGUUUACAUCAUCACUUGACCAAGCUGACUGUCUCAUGACGAUUUAGCCCUUGAUCAUGACUCUCAGUUCCAUUACAUUACGCAGAAGAGUCAUUGGACGAAGGCUUCUUCUGUAGGGGGGAGUUUUGUUAAGACCCGGAACGCUCGGUCUGAACGUUAACACGCAUUGCUUGCGGUAAUGUUUUGGAAGCAUAAGGACCUUAUCUUUCAUAUCGGCGGGAAAUAAUCAUACUAAUAACAAAAAAAAGUUACAUUAAUACACACCUUUAUAGGGUUAGGGUUCCCACACGGACAUAUUUCCAUGUUACAGCGCUUGUUUAGGGAGACAGAGUGGACUACCUUCGCUAGUUGGCUAUCUGAGUCUCUGAACACCUGUGUGUAAAUGGAAGACAGACGCCACAAACACGAUGUCACUGAAACAUACUGCCGACUGCAACUUGUGCUAAAACUGGUUAAAGCAGUGUGAUGUGAUAUGAAAGUAGAGGGAUUUAUGUUUCUAGAACCAUGCUGCAAUUGAGACUAUUCACGUUUAUAUGGAGUAUUUGGCUGUUUUGGCUUCCAGAGCCAAUUCGCCCUUUAAACAGGACAUGUAAGGUCCUUGGACUAAGGAGUAAUAUUAGGCUCCUUCAGUCCAAUAUUGGGCUAAUGAUGACUGUGUGCUUUAUAGCUUGAACCUUAAAUUAACACUGAAUUCAAGUGUAUCUGUCUGAAGUGUCUAUAAUCAGUCAAUGUGAAAUUAAUGUGAUUGUUUUUGCUUCAAAUAAACAAAUCACAGUGUA
This is a messenger RNA of Coregonus clupeaformis (lake whitefish), 2468 nucleotides long. Its product is annotated as lambda-crystallin. The record is from RefSeq and is a predicted model, not a curated record. The transcript is spliced from 8 exons. Bases 164 to 1111 code for a protein of 315 amino acids. NCBI's taxonomy places the organism in Eukaryota, Metazoa, Chordata, Actinopteri, Salmoniformes, Salmonidae. Gene Ontology annotation, biological process: fatty acid metabolic process. Gene Ontology annotation, molecular function: NAD+ binding; L-gulonate 3-dehydrogenase activity.